Molecule: messenger RNA, 246 nt
Organism: Prorocentrum cordatum
Lineage: Eukaryota; Dinophyceae; Prorocentrales; Prorocentraceae
Source: the annotation of a GenBank genome assembly
AUGGAGAAGGUGCCCGACCUUCUGGAGAAAUAUGCGGGCCAGGAGGACGAGGUGUACGACAAGGCGGUGCGCAUGUACGUCUUCCCGCAGGCGAGGGAGGUGUGGCUCCCCCUCAUCGAGGGGAUGUACCGCCGCUUCAACCCGGACAAGCUGACGGGCGACCCGGCGUUCCUGAGGCAGGUGCUGAAGAAGUACGAGGGGUCCGAGGCGAACCUCUUCAAGGCGCUCUGCAACAAGUACAUCUCG